AUGGCGACGUCAACCACCACCACAACAACAACAACAACCACGACCUCCAGCCCCUCCGCCACGACCAUUCCACUCUCCACCUCAUCAACAACAACAAACAGUGGUGGGAAUGGCAGCAGUAGUGGCGUGAAAGUCCUCGCAACACUCACCAAACGCUCCCUCCUCCCCGCAGCCUGGAACACCCAAGUGCGCACCGUCCAAACCCACGAAUGCCGCGAGGCGGCCCUCAGUCUCGCGCACGCGUUCCAGGCGGAUGACUACGCGAGGUAUCUGGUGGAUAUCGAGAGCAACCCCGCUGUUGAAUCCCCUCUUUCCAACGAUAAUACCGCCACCACAUCUGGAGGGGUGACGUUCACCUGGGCUGGUUUCGGCGGCGAGGCAAAGGGACGACAGGGCAAGGGUGCGGCGGAAGACAAAUGGAACCUUCACGUCGAUAUCCUGACUUACACCGUCGCCUCUCACUGUAUCGGCGGGGGGCUUGUGACGACGGUGGGGGAGGAUUUUGAUAGUGUUGCUCUUUGGGUACCACCCAACCCACCCCCCUCCCUCGACAGCUACCUAACUCACUUCCGCUCUGGGCUCUGGCGUCUGCACUUCCAACUCUGCGCUGAAGGCCGUCGCCGUCUCUUUGAUGAGAUCCUCCCUCUGCUUCACGACACCAAGCGGGAGGUCUUGGGCCCGGAGAAGGAGAAUGAUGCUUGGUAUUUGGUUUACUUGGGCACUAAACCGAGAUCUCAGGGGAGGGGCUUGGGGGGACGGUUGCUGAGGGAUGGGAUGAUGAGGGCGGAUAGGGAGGGGAGGCAGAUGUACCUUGAGUCGAGCUCGGCGGUGAAUAAUGAGUAUUACAAGAAGUUUGGGUUUGAGAUCAAGAAGGAGAUUUAUUUGAAGAGGGGAAGGUGGCCGGUUAGGUUGACUAUCAUGGUGCGGGAGCCGGGCGCGACGGGGAAGGGGAGGAGGGUUGGCAAGGUUGUUGGUUGAUUUGGGAAAGAGAGGAAGGGAUGGUUUCUGGUGCGUCUGGAUUUUCUGUUUUUGGAUGUUUGAUGCUGGUUGAUCAACUCAACCUAUGGUGAUUUUUGACCAAGUUUGAAAGGGGGUCGUUUGCUUACAUGUAUCGCCAUACUCAACAUAUGGCUCGCAGAUUGACUUUUUGUUUGUUUGGCUAAUUGGUCUUGGAUUCUUGUUUGAGAUGAUGUUUUGCGCUCUUUACGACUGUUAGGUCAGAUCUACCUAGAUAGUAGCUAUAAUCCACCGAACAACUGCAAUGAUCCUUCGGUAGCCCCAAAUCAGAAUGCCAUGGGAAUUGUACGUACUCUACAGGAGGCAAAUCAAAGCAAUCAGUCAAAUAACUGGC
Messenger RNA from Podospora pseudocomata, 1351 nucleotides. RefSeq lists its product as uncharacterized. Lineage: Eukaryota; Fungi; Ascomycota; Sordariomycetes; Sordariales; Podosporaceae. Bases 1 to 978 code for a protein of 325 amino acids. Gene Ontology annotation, molecular function: acyltransferase activity, transferring groups other than amino-acyl groups. The transcript is spliced from 2 exons. The record is from RefSeq and is a predicted model, not a curated record.